Molecule: messenger RNA, 3274 nt
Organism: Myzus persicae (green peach aphid)
Lineage: Eukaryota; Metazoa; Arthropoda; Insecta; Hemiptera; Aphididae
Product: plexin-A1-like
Exons: 3
Coding region: 841-2979 (712 amino acids)
Biological process (GO): regulation of cell shape; regulation of cell migration; positive regulation of axonogenesis
Cellular component (GO): semaphorin receptor complex
Molecular function (GO): semaphorin receptor activity
Source: RefSeq, a predicted model, not a curated record
UACCUAUAUUAUAAUGUGUUGGUUAUAAUAAUACAUCGUUUAAUUGAUUUUAUUUUUCUGAAGUUUUUUGUACUAAUUGUAAUAAAACCAUAAUUGUUGUCGCCCCUUAUUGUCCCUUAAUGUACACAGGUCCGUCUCAAAAUAUACUUAAAUAUUAUUAUUGUCGUUAGCUUGUGCCGGAAACGUCGAGCACCGAUUUCGGUUUCAACAUAGGUUAGGUUUAUGAGUAGGUACCUGUGCCCAUUAUACGAUGCGAAUACUUUUUGUGUCACGGAAUUCACAGGUGAGAUGUUCGAGUGGUAUUGUAUUUCAUAUUGUUAUAUUUGAAAACGACCAAUGUAUAGAACUAUAUACAUCGACAUGAACCUAAUAUAUAUGUAGGUAUAGAUAUUUGGAUUGUUAUACGUUUUUGUUAUAUCUGUUGUUCGUUAACCAUUUAAUCGUGUUUCGGCCUAAUGUAUAUUUAAGUGUCAACUAAUAUUAGUUGAAAACACGUUUUUAUCCAUCAAUAUCUGGGGGUAAUGGAUUAUUGAUAAGUCUCCUUGUCUGGAGACCUAAAUGCGUCUAGGCGCCACAUUUUGUAUACGAGCGCCGAGCAGUCGCCAGAUAAGACUGUGGUCAUUUGAGUACGGAGGUAUGAAGAGCGCACAUCUAAAAUAUUCUUAUUGAAAUUGUUUCGUUUUUAAUAUAAAAAAUUCUUAUAUUCUCUUUAUUAUAAAAUAAAAACUUAUAUUUGUUAAACAUUUUUGUUUUUAACGGUCAUACAAUAUUCAAUAAACAGAUCUGAACCCAUCGGAUAGAACAAUAAAAUCGCAAGCAGGAAUUGUACAAAACUCAAGCAUGAUGGUUGACUUGACUGCAGGGUCAAGGAAACAACUUUGGAACGGUUCAUCUAUUUAUGGACUCCUUGUAGUCGCAUUGGUGUUUAUAUGUAUAUCACAAGUCGAUUCGUUCAAGCACGAUAGCAACAAAGACGCAGGGGACUGCUCAGGUUCGCGGACGUGUACAAAAUGUGCGCAAAACCCGUCGUGCAGCUGGUCGUUGAAACGGCAGGCGUGCGUGAACACGACGCGGAGGCCGGAACUGUUGAUGGUGAACAUCCGCGAACACUGUCCGCAGUUCACCGUCGUCGACAGCUUCGUCUACAAAAUGCACCUGCCCUUCACGUACAAGGUGAAGGUGUCGAACGACGUGAGCGGUUUCAUUAAGUACCUCGGCAAGAGCAACAUCACAUGCUCCCUGAAGGGCGUGACGUACAACGGUACGGUGAGCGAGGAGGCGGACACGAUCAACUGCCAGACGAUAAGCAACGACAAUCUGGAGUUCGACAAGCAGCGGCUAAUGAUCUACCACUACAGCAUCGCGUUCGACGGCGUGCCGCUUCGGAUCGACGACGGCGUCAACAACUACUUCACCGUGUACAACAGCCAUUAUUGCGACAUCACCAACAAGACCAAAGACUGCGUCGCGUGUUCCUGGAACUCGGAACUCAACACGUUCUACUACAAACGGUGUUCGGCGGGUAACAUGUGUACAGGCCUGUUCGAAUUCUACGACCGCCGGAACGCGACUGCUUUCGAGGACACGGCGGCAGACGACCCGGACAACAAGGACACCGCGUCUCUGCUCACUGAAUCCGGACCGCCCGCGGGAGUUUGCCCGGACAUGACGAUUCAGUCGGUGGAACCGCUGUCGGCCCCGUGGUCGGGCGGAGCAACGCUGGUGAUAACCAUCAAGAACCACGAAGUGCUGUCCGAAUCGCGGAAGGUGACAGUUAUGGUGGCCGGACGCGAUUGCGUCCACCCGAAGAAGAUCAACGGCGAGACCAUCUCAUGCACGGUCGGAUCACCGAAGCCUGACGACUUGGCCACAGGCCCGGUGCACGUCAUAUACGGACAGCUGAGACUGACGUCGGCACAGACAUUCCAAUUCGUCUACCCCGAGCCAACCGCCCUUAGCCCGACGUGUGGCCCUGUCUCCGGCGGUACCUUGUUGCACAUUACCGGCCGUUCCCUGGACGCCGGCAGCACGGCCACUGUGUCCGUGGGCCCUGCUAACGUGCCGUGCGAGUUGGUCGCUAGGUACGAGGACCGCUUGCUGUGCGUGACCGGACCGUCGGACGCGCCGGCCGCGGGCGCCGUCACCGUCGUGUUCGACAAGUUCCUGAGGAGGAAAGUCGGUGUAAACGGUACCGGCGCACCGCUUUCCAAGGCUGCGGUGCAGUUCGUGUACGCGGGUGACCCAGUGCUGGACGCGGGACAGCCGUUCUCGGGCAUCGCUUCAGGUGGAACCUACAUCCCGGUGCGUGGCCGCCAUCUGGCGUGUGUGAGUAACGCCACGCUGUACGUGGACGACUCGGACGGCGUGCGACACUAUGCCGGUUGCACGGUACACAACGACACGUUUAUGGAGUGCCGGUCACCAGCGCUCGAAGCGCCCCGAUCGUCCCCCGCUUGUGCCACGGCCGUUGCUCCGUCAUUGAAUUUUGGUUUCCGCGUGCAUUUUGCCGACCACACUUUGGACUUGUCCCCUCAGUCCGACUUUCCCAGUUACCGGCUGUACGCUGAUCCGGCGUUCACGGAUUUUGAUACUGACGGCCGCAACGUGACGAUCAACGGCCGCCACCUGGACCGAGGCUACCAGCCGUCCGUCGACCUGGCCAUCCGAUUGCGUAACGCCAAGGGCACCCCGUGCACAGUCAUCAGCACACAGCGACGACGAAUCGUGUGCGUGAGACCGCCGUCGUCAACCGAGGACGGUGACCUGCGUGAAAUCUACGUCACCGUCGGCCACGAAUUUGGCCGCACCGUCAAGAAGAACAGCAACACCGACAAUCGUUUAGCAGACGGACCGUUGGGCGUGUUCGAAGCGUUCCUGCUGAUGGUCGGCAUCCUCACCGGCGUGUGCUUCAUGUCGGCGCUGGUCGGCGCGGUCUACGUGGUGUGGAACAACAAAUGCAACAUCCGCCGAUACUUGUAAUCCACCUCGGCCACAGUAAUAUUACAUUGUGUGCUGGACGUAUCGAGGAGUACAGCAUCCGGUAGAGCGAUUCGGCACAAACAGUUCAAAAACUUAUUGAUGAUUUUAAUUUGUACAUUUUGGUUUUUUUUUUAUUUUACUCUGUAUGCAUAGAUAAUAAUCUAAUAAAGUAAAUUAACUAUUUUUAUAAUGCCGGUAAACUGAUGAUCACUAGGAUCUAUACAGGUUGGCCAUAGAUUGUGAAGUAAUCAAACAAAAAUUUAUAAUGUUUUCAGAUUUACAUUCUUACAUUAGA